AUGGAGGUUAAGCAGGGCAGUCAAAUCGGCGGCAGUGGUUUUCGUCUGCUCUCCGCGGCCCUGCUGGCCGCCGCCCUGCUGCGGGGCUCCUCCGGGGCCCCCCCGGGGGAGGCGCCCACCGACAGCCCGGCGGGGGACACCUCGGGGGAGGAGGAGGAGGAGGACCGGGAGGCCGAGAGCCCCGAUAUCUUGACCUGGGAAAAAGUGAUAGCGCAGACCAACGCGCAUCAGAAGGAGGAAUUCAAGGGGAAUGUGAAUUACCUGUUCCUGGACAACUACAAACACUCCUCCUUCCCGGCCGAGUGCCCCGACUCCAAUUUUUCCAAGGAGGCCUGUCUGCAGCGGCUGGCCCAGGGCAUGCUGGUCUACAGCGCUCUGCUCAGGCACGUGGAGAGGGAGUACCCCGACACCGAGAUCCUGCAGGGGGUCAACGCCAGCAUUCACAUGCUGGUCCCACAGAUAAAAAAGAGGAUGAGCAGCAGCGAGCAGGUGCGGGAGCUGAGCGGCGGCCAGCAGCAGCGUCUGCUGCAGGAGCUCAGCAGCCCGGACGCCUUCCACCGGAAGAUGACGGCGCACAGCAUCCUCUACCACCUGCGCCUCUUCCUCAUCGAUGGGAAAAGGUCAUUCCGCAAAUGGGCGUUGCCGAAAAGACGCCCCGCCCACACGGACGGCUCCUUCAUCACUUUUCUCCACGGAGUGAAGGACCACAAACAGGGCUAG
Menidia menidia (Atlantic silverside) is the source of this 720-nucleotide messenger RNA. NCBI's taxonomy places the organism in Eukaryota, Metazoa, Chordata, Actinopteri, Atheriniformes, Atherinopsidae. The record is from the annotation of a GenBank genome assembly.